AUGGCGAACGAGCAGAUCUCGCUUCCGUACCUGGUGAUGAUAUUGCUGGUCACGGCAUUUGUGAUACGGUUCCUGUUUUUUUCACCAGCGCCGCCGCCAGCGCCGCGACAGAGCGCUGCAUCGGUGCUACGUACACGUGAGGCGGCGGUCGAGAGGAUACAACAGAUGUUCCCGCAGGUGGACAGGCGGACGAUUCUAUGGGAUCUGCAGAGAAACGGCGGGAAUAUCCAGGCGACCUCUGAGAGGAUUCUCGCAGGACGUAUGGAAGCUCCUCCAAUCACCUUUCAGCCCCCUCCUCCACCGGGAGCGAACAACGCCGCGGCCAGCUCUUCAACACCGGCCAAGGCACCCGCGAAGCCCACGCAGCCGGACCUUAUCACGAGAUACAAACUCCAGGACAAGAUUUCGGCGCAGCAGCGGCAAGCGGAAGCGGACGCCGCCACGGAGAAGGAGAAAUCAGCCAAGGGUUGGAGCUCGAACAGGGACGAGAGGCAGUCGCUGUUGCAGAAGCGGAGAGACGAGAUGAUCCUCGCAGCGCGGCGAAAGAUGGAGGCCAAGAUCGCCGCGGAGAAGGCGGCAUAG
Molecule: messenger RNA, 582 nt
Organism: Colletotrichum orchidophilum
Lineage: Eukaryota; Fungi; Ascomycota; Sordariomycetes; Glomerellales; Glomerellaceae
Product: CUE domain-containing protein
Exons: 2
Coding region: 1-582 (193 amino acids)
Molecular function (GO): ubiquitin binding
Source: RefSeq, a predicted model, not a curated record